UUCAAGGCUAUUCAAUCUCCAUCUAUCAGCAUUAUUAGCUAGCUCUACUUGCAGAUUUUUGUCCCACACCAUUCAUACCAGACCUUUAUCUGCUUGUUGGUUUCUGCAAAAAUUGCCAAAUUGUUUGCCCGGCCUGCUUUAUGCUUUAUAGCUAGCAAAGACGUUGCCGCUGCUUCUCUUCUACUUCAUUAGCAGUCGAUCCCUCACUCCCCAAAAGUACUCGCGUCUUGAUGUUGCCGACAUUCAAUCAGUUCAUCUUUUCAUUACUACUUCUUUGGUUUGCUCUUAAUCUUCUGCUCCUUGUUCAUGCACUGGAUGAUCAGUCAGGAGUGCACAAGGAUGACCGGGAGUGGUAAUCACUUUUUUAUAUGUCUCUCUCAGGCUUCAUUAGCAUAGAUUGUGGCAAAUCGGGUUCUAGCUAUACUGAAAAAGUUACUGGAAUUACUUACAUUUCGGACUCAAACUUCGUCGACACAGGUGAAAGUAACUUCAUUUUGGAUAAAUAUUUGGAUGCCUAUCAACAGCCAUACCAAUCUCUCAGGAGCUUCCCUCAAGGCAUCAGGAACUGCUACAAAAUAAACAUUAGAAGUGGAACGAAAUAUUUGAUCCGAGCAGUGUUCGUGUAUGGGAAUUAUGAUGGGCAGGACAAGUUACCAAAAUUUGAUCUGUAUGUUGGACCAAAUUUGUGGGAUUCAGUGAAGCUUAUGAAUGCAUCCAUUGGCGUAACCAAGGAGCUCAUACAUUAUGUCCCAAGACCCAGAAACUAUAUACAACUUUGUCUGGUGAACAAGCUCUCUGGAAUUCCAUUUAUAUCAGCAAUAGAGUUGAGGCGUCUUCCCAACUCAACUUAUUCAACUGAAGAGGGGUCAUUGGCACUUGUCUCACGGUUUGACACUGGUCAAAUAGCCCCUAAUUUGACAAAAUACAGGUAUCCGUUCGAUAUCCUCGAUCGCUUCUGGUAUCCGUACGAUAGUGACUGGAAUAAUUGGACGCAAUUGAGUGCCUCAACCAACACAAGCUCGGCUUUUAUGCCAUCUACGGAUUCUGGUACUGACUCUGAUUAUAAAUUACCUUUUGUGGUUAUGAGUACUGCUGCCACGCCCAGAAAUAGGAAUGGUGCAUUGAAUAAUUUCUGGCCGCCUGAAGCUAAAAAUGGACAGUAUUACAUUUACUUGCACUUGGCUGAAGUUGAAAGACUCCAAAGCAUGUGCAACCAGUCCAGGCAAUUCAAGAUGACUAUGUAUGGAAGACUAUUAUUUGGGCCAUAUGUUCCUCAAUAUUACAUGAGUGAAACUUUUUAUAACCGUGAGGCUCUAAGUGGAGGACAAGAGAAUUUUACAAUCUCCAUGACUGGUAAUGCUACCCUUCCGCCUAUUCUCAAUGCCUUCGAGAUUUACAUGCUAAAAAAGUUCUCAGAGUCAGAAACAAACCAAGAAGAUGUUAGCACAAUCACAAGAAUCAAGUCGACUUAUAAAAUUACAAAUAAUUGGCAAGGAGAUCCAUGUGCACCUCAACAUUACUCAUGGGAAGGUCUAAAUUGUAGCUAUCAGGAAAGUGAUGGGUCCCCACGAAUCAUAUCCUUGCACUUGCCCUGGAGUGGAUUACAAGGGGAGAUAACUCCUUCUAUAUUUAAACUUGUAAUGAUACAAUCUUUGAACCUAUCAAACAACAAUUUGACAGGACCAAUUCCAAAGGUUUUGUCUCAACUGCCAAACUUGGUUUUCCUGGAUUUGUCAAACAACAAAUUAACUGGCCCAAUUCCAGAUAUUUUCUCUCAAAUGCCAAAGUUAAAUAUCUUAAACUUGGAGAACAACAAGCUCACAGGCUCUAUUCCGGAAGGACUAAUUCGAAGAAUGAAUAGCGGUUUCUUGUCAUUAAGACUGUGCGAAAAUCCAAAUCUACUUGGAAAUGUUACUUGCAAGAACAAGAAGAAGAAUUUCCUCCAUCCCAUAGCUAUUUCAAUUGUUGGAGUUUCAAUCCUCUUCUCAAUUUUAGCAUUUAUCUGGUGGAGCUGUGUGAGAAAAAGAAAACACAAUGCAAAAGCCAACAUUCAACUUGGGUCAAAAAGAAAGUUUGCGCACUCUGAGAUAGUCAAGAUGACUAACAACUUUCAGAGGAUUCUUGGCAAAGGUGGAUUUGGAACGGUGUAUCACGGACACAAAGACAACAUUCAAGUAGCUAUCAAGAUGCUUUCGCCAUCAUCAGUUCAAGGGUUUCAACAAUUUCAUGCAGAGGUUGAUCUUCUUAUUAAAGUUCAUCAUAAAAACUUGACAAGCCUUGUUGGAUAUUGCAAUGAUGAAACCAACUUGGGGCUCGUCUACGAGUUCAUGGCCAAUGGAAACUUACAAGAACAACUAUCAGAUAGCAGCUCACGUAUCUUAAGCUGGGAAGAUAGACUUAGGAUUGCAGUAGAUGCAGCACAAGGAUUGGAGUACCUGCACUAUGGUAUUAAGCCACCAAUAAUCCAUAGGGAUGUGAAAUCAGCAAACAUUUUGCUGGAUGAUAAUUUUGAAGCCAAGGUAUCAGAUUUUGGCCUAUCCAGAAAUUUCCCUGCAGAUGCUGGGACUCAUAUAUCGACAGGUGUUGCAGGAACUACCGGGUACCUUGAUCCCGAGUAUUACCUAUCAAAUAGGUUAAAUGAGAAAAAUGAUGUUUAUAGCUUCGGGAUUGUGUUGUUGGAAAUUAUCACAGGUCAACCAGCAGUUUUAUCGACAACGGCUGAGAGAAUUCACAUUAGCCAAUGGGUUGGUUUCAUGCUUGUAAGAGGAGACAUUUCCAGUAUUGUCGAUCCAAGGUUGGACGGGGAUUUCACUGUCAACUCUGUUUGGAAAGCUGUAGAGAUAGCAAUGGCAUGUGCCUCACCACAUGCCAUUAAAAGGCCAACUAUGAGUCAAGUGGUUAUGGAACUAAAGGAGUGUUUGGCAACACAAAUGGGCAGUAGUACUGGCAUAUGUGGCAACACAACGCAUAACAAUAAAACUGAAUUAACAAGCUCCACUGAGCUGAUGUCUAACGAUUCAAUUCCUAUGCUAAGUCCACCCUCUGUGAGGUAGUGGUAGUAGUACUGGCAUAUGUGGUAUAACUUUUUUUUUUUCCUUAUUUUCUUUGUGUCAAUGAUCAAGGAUUUACAACACAUGCACUCUCUUUCAAUAGAGACUAUAUUCUGUAUUGCUUACAACCCGAUUCUUUUUUUCCAA
Molecule: messenger RNA, 3197 nt
Organism: Rosa chinensis
Lineage: Eukaryota; Viridiplantae; Streptophyta; Magnoliopsida; Rosales; Rosaceae
Product: probable LRR receptor-like serine/threonine-protein kinase At1g51860
Exons: 14
Coding region: 369-3053 (894 amino acids)
Biological process (GO): protein phosphorylation
Molecular function (GO): protein binding; ATP binding; protein kinase activity
Source: RefSeq, a predicted model, not a curated record